GGUUAAAAAUUGUAUUUACUGCGUUAUGACAAAAUGGCAGCCUCCGUGUCGUUCCCUUUGCAAACAUCGGCUACCGGCAUCAUGCAAGAAAACGCAUCGGUUGAACAAGAACAAGACGCAAACUUAGCAUUAACUGACCUUGAUAAAGGCCUCCGUUCUGCCAAGCCUGGAGUCCAGUGUGAAUCUGUUAUCCGUUUUCCAAGACUGUUUGAGAAAUAUCCAUUUCCAAUUCUCAUCAACUCAGCCUUUCUCAGGCUAUCUGAUGUCUUUAGGGCUGGAAACAACUUUCUGAGAUGGUGUAUUCUCAGAGUGACACUACAGAGUGAGAAACAUCUAGACAAAAUCCUCAAUGUGGACGAGUUUGUACGGAGGAUAUUUUCUGUUAUACACAGCAAUGACCCAGUGGCUAGGGCCCUGACUGUCAGAACUUUGGGGAGCAUGGCUAGUGUGAUACCGGAGCGUAAGACAGUGCACCACACCAUUGUCACUGGCCUCGACUCCAACGAUCGUCUUGAGGUAGACGCAGCUGUGUUUGCAGCAAAGCGGUUUGCAGCUCAGUCACACACGUUUGCCGCCAACAUCUGUAGUAAGAUAGCGACUAUGAUAGAACAGAUAGCCACACCAGUGGACCUGAAGCUGAGACUGAUCCCCAUCCUCCAACACAUGCACCAUGACGUGGACACUGCAGCAAAGGCCAGAGGGGUGUGUCAGGAUCUACUUGCCAAAUUUCCUGCUCAGAAAUUCAUGACCUUGACCCUGCACACAAUGACACAACUAGCUGCUCAGUCAUUGGUGGAUAUCCAGUCACAUGUGCAGUUGCUGAUGUCCUGUCUGAGGAGAGAUCCCAGGACUGUGGUCAAGUUUGUCAUCCUAAGAGACAUGAACAGCCUGGCAAGGAAGACUCCUCACUUGUGGACACAUACAUCUGUGGAGGCCCUGUGUGAGUUUGUGUUGUCAGCGGAGUCCCUUGCCUUGAAGACUGCUGGUGUAGAGGUCUUGUCCACCCUGUCUGGCUCUGUGGCCUUCCAGCUCUACAUGCAGAAAGAUGUGUCGGAGAACCAGAUGAAGACAAUUCUAGAGGUCUGCAAUCUGUGUUACCUCUGUGACAACGCCAGUCUGUCAGCCUCAGCCACACACUUCUUCACAAACGUUGCCAUCUGUCACAAAAAGAGUAACUGUCCUGUAUGGAAUCCAGAUGAGAACAUUGUGUCUGGUGCUCGCCUCUCUCUCACAACUCAGAUCUGCCUGUCUGCCUGGAGUGCUGAUUCACAGGACCAGGCCGCUCUCAAGGUUUGUCUUCACUGUGCUGUCCGUCUGGCAGAGGUCUACCCUGAGACAGGCCCUUUCUUUGCUACAGAAAUAGUGCAGCUUCUAGAAAUGGCCAAUGAUAAGAACUGUCUAAUGCUGUGUGAAUGCCUAGCAGCCAUUGGAGAACAGAAUAGUGAUGUUAUUUUGGACAUCGUGCCACAGCUGCUCUACAUAUUCCAGAAUCUCAGCCAACAACCAAAAGUGUCAGGUCAGCUCAAGACUUACAUUGGCACAUUGCUGUUCCAAGCUGCCGAUGGUAAGCCUGUCCCAAUGAAUGUAAGAGAGCUUGUGAUUGGGUGUAUGGAAUCCUCCACUAGUCCCUGGUUUGCUUAUAAACUGGGUCGCCAAGCCAUGCGGUAUGGACAGUACCACGUGGCUACGGAUCUAUUCAGCAUGCUGUCGCGGAGGGUGGCAUCAGAGCACUUCCACUUCUGGAUGCUGGGAUUACACGAGAUCUGUGAUGCUGAGGCUCACCUCUGUGACACUGGAACAGGAAGUGAUGUCAUCAGGAUAGAUGAUACCAUGAUGCAUUACCAGAAGGGACUAGCUGCUCUCAAAGCAGCAGCAACACCCAACUCCCCACUCCAGUUCCAGUGCUGGUAUGUACGUCUGAGGACAGAACUGCUCCAGGCCCACUGCCAGCUGGUGCGAAACUGUAACACUUUUCGCACCUGUCCUCCACCUGCAAUCUCCACCGCUCUCGCCAUGUCACGUGGUCGUGAGAUCUCUCGCUGUGGCCAGAUCCUGUCUCAGCUCAACAAGAGUAUGGGUGACUACGAGAACCUGAGCACCAAGUUUUCUGCCCUGUACCAAUCAUCCUUUGAUGCUGACCCGCAUACACUGAGGAACAUCAUUUUACUCCAGCAGUGUUGUGAGGUGAUGAAAUCAGCAAUAUUGACUGUUGUCAAGCCAGACUCACCAGGGUGUCAUCAGCAGAUUUGGAUGCCAACAACUUCUAGCCACAAGGACCAGCUUAGUAAGGCAGUUCAGCAAGUACAGCUAAACAUAGAUAGCUUCUUACAGGCGGAUCAUGGUCCAGCUCUCACACACAAGCACAUCGACCUGUUACUACAGGCUGUGAAGGGUUUCAUACAGGCCACUUUUAGGUUUCCCAGGUUCUUCUUCCAGCGUCUACAGUGCACCACACUAAAGCUGGCAGUGUCUCCUCAGCAGAAUGCCCAGAUGGAGCCUAUCCUCAUCCACCACGACACAUUCCUCACACUCAAGGUAGAGGGCAUCGUCCAGCAUGGUCAGCGUCGCGAGCUGUACCGCAGUGUGGGUCAGGUUCGACUGACCGUCACAACCACACUGGUCAACAGAAACCAAAUUAGCACAGACUCCAAGCAGAUGAACGACUCCCUGACGACAAACACCUUGAGCCAGAGUGUGUCGCCACACAAUGAUUACUUCAGUGUGAGUUUCCUACUGGCGUUUCCUAUCAGUGGAGUACACUCUGUGUCUAUAGAGGCAGCAGUGGAGGAUCGGGACGGAGCUCUCUGGUGCACCGGCCCAAAGGUCUGCAUCACUGUAAAGUCUUACGACGACGCCAUGAUGAAGAAACCAAAAAGUGCAUCCGUAAGGACUUCAUUUGGGCAGAUGCCUGGACACUCGUGAUCAUUACACAGAGUUCAUUUUCUGUGAUGAAACCAAAUGUGUUCUUGUUUGAUGGUGACAGAAAUUAGGCUUUUCACCAGAGGAAAUUUAGUUCAGAUCUGAUAAUGUAAUGUUGAAAACAUGAACGUAUGACAUGUAUCUUGCAUAAUCUGAAGUUGUGACCAUAGUCCUUGAGUCAUAAACAAUACAGGCAAUAAUAUACAUUUGCUUCGAAAAGAUUAUUUUUUCACAAUUUUUUGGAUCUCAUUUAAUGGUAUCCAGAUGGAGGGAGAUACUCAAAUGUGGAUGGAGGUUGGUGCACCGUCCAUGCACGGGAGACAACAUUUGUAUGUGACAAGGAAAUCUCGUGUCUUCUGGUCUCUUUAACUGGUAGGAUCCUGAUGGAAACAUGACAUUUGUUUUGAAAUGUUACACUGAAUUCAUAUGUAAUAAAAACAGUGUUAAAUUUAUAAACAAGAUUCUAGUCUAAAUUUUACAGCAAUCACAU
Molecule: messenger RNA, 3409 nt
Organism: Mizuhopecten yessoensis (Yesso scallop)
Lineage: Eukaryota; Metazoa; Mollusca; Bivalvia; Pectinida; Pectinidae
Product: integrator complex subunit 7-like
Exons: 19
Coding region: 34-2922 (962 amino acids)
Biological process (GO): snRNA 3'-end processing
Cellular component (GO): integrator complex
Source: RefSeq, a predicted model, not a curated record